This is a messenger RNA of Gadus macrocephalus (Pacific cod), 788 nucleotides long. It is a transcript of the gene birc5b, whose product is annotated as baculoviral IAP repeat containing 5b. The record is from RefSeq and is a predicted model, not a curated record. Lineage: Eukaryota; Metazoa; Chordata; Actinopteri; Gadiformes; Gadidae. The coding region runs from base 123 to 572 and encodes 149 amino acids. The transcript is spliced from 4 exons.
UUUAAUAAACUGCACCUGCGGAAAAGAUCACGUCAAAAACGCUGCACUGCAGAGGAUAUUAAACGCAAAUGUGUCCAGAGUUUAGCAACCUGUUGGAGGGAAAUUUAUAAUAACAUAGUCUAAUGGCGAACAUAGAAGUACUCAAAGAAAGAUUUAACUCAUUUCAUCAAAUGUACAGCCAGGAAUCACGAAUUCAAAGCUUUGUGGAUUGGCCUUUUCGAGAGGAAUGCAUGUGCACGCCGGAGAAGAUGGCCACGGCGGGGUUGGUGCACUGUCCCAGUGACAAUGAGCCAGAUAUUGCCUGUUGCUUCUACUGUCUCCUAGAAUUGGAAGGCUGGGAACCAGAUGACAACCCCCGCAUAGAGCACAUCAACCGGUCUCCCAACUGUAGAUUCCUCACCACAGGCAAGGACUUCUCUGAGUUAACCGUGGCUGAGUUACAUCAUAUGGAGCAGGACAGGCUGAAGAUCUACCUUAAAAAGGUUUGCCAUAUGAAGCUGGCCUAUUUGCGUGAGGAAAUUGACAGGACGCUUGACAACCUCAAAUCUAUGAAUUACCACCGUCCAAAAUAAACUCUGGCGCUUUUAAUUCACUUUGACCACAAGAUGGCGCUUUCUCCAUGACCUGUCUUUCUUGCCUAGUCGCAGGAGCAAAGUGAACUGAAGUUGUCCUUUUAAGAUUCAAACCAUAAGCACUCAUGAAUGAAAUUGUAUACUGAGCAGAAUUUCAAUCUGGGUAAUGUUACUGCCUUUUUUGCCUUUUCCUCAAUAAAACACUUUUUCUCAACA